AAGGGAAAAAGGUUGAGAAGCAUCGGGAUCGCGCUCAUCUGUUUGACUGGCAAAAGCCUCCGGUGUAAAAGGCCAGUCAUCAUUAUGGGGGAGCCGGGACCCCGAGACGGGGUGGACCCUGACCGACCGACCGCAGCGCGCAGCUCCUCCAGGCGCUUUAUACCCGGAUAAUACCAGCCUGCGUGUCCGAUCGUACACAGACAGUGCGCCGCAGAAGAGGCGGUGGUUGCUGGGAUUCAAGCCAGAGUCGCGACUGGUGUGUGAACCAGCAGAGAGGGACGUGAGGAAACUGGGAGGAGUAGCUCUGAAUUUGGAGGAUGAUGGAUGGAUGGUCGAUAACGAGCCGGCCCGGCCAGCCCAGCCCAGUCAGAGCAGGGUGGGUUCAUCCGGAGUGAAAUCCGUCGGCUCUUAUCCGUUGGCUUUUCCUCCGCCGGGUGGCGAUGUCCGCUUCCUGCCUCGACCUGCAGACGUCUGCCGCGGGUUCAGCACCACUGGAGCUGGACAGCGACUGCAUGGAGCCCCGGCCCGGCGCCGCUCAGGAUUCCGGCGGCUUCCAGGGUCACCCGCUGCGGCACGCCGGCUCCGGAGGCCUCGGUAUGGCCUUGGAGGAGGAACUUGCCAUGCUCACCGGGGAGCGGGACGACGAGGAGGAGCUGCCGGACCUAGAGAUGCCUGUCGUGGGGCACAACGCAGACCUUCUGUCGCUCUUCCGCCAGAAGGAGAAAGACUUGGUUUUAGCUGCUAAACUCGGCAAAGCACUGCUGGAGAGAAACCAAGACUUGAGCAAGCAAUAUGAGAAAAUGCACAAAGAUCUCAACGAGAAAUUAGAGCACUUGGAGCAGGAGAAGCACGAGUUACGUCGGCGUCUGGAGAGUCGAGAGGGGGAGUGGGAGGGUCGCGUGGCCGAGCUGGAGACGGACGUCCAGCAGCUGCAGUGCGAGCUGGAGCUCCACCAGGUCCAGCUGAGGGAGGCUGACAGGGACAAGACCAAGGCCAUCAGUGAGCUCUCUGAACAGAACCACAGACUGCUGGAGCAACUCAGUAGGGCUGCAGAGGUGGAGAAGCAGCUGUCCACUCAGGUCCAUUCAUUACGUGGCGACUUCAGGGAGAAGAGCAUGUCUACGAGACAACACAUGACAGGACUGGAGACUCUACAGGCUGAGCAAGGGCUAGAAAUUAAGAUGCUGUCCGAGAGGAAGAUGGAGCUGGAGCGCAGGGUGCACAUCAUGCUGGAGGAGAACGAGCUGCUGCAGAGCACAGUGGACGACUUCAGAGAGAGGACGCUGGUGUUGGAGAAGCAGUGUCAGGAGAAGGACCUACAGUUGCGGCAGAGCCAGCUGGAGCUCCAGGAGGUUCAGGUGUCCCACAGGCAGCUGACCUCUCGGCUGGAGGAGCUGUCAGAGGAGCACAGCCUCCACAGCCUCACCCCACACCCAUCCAGUCUGCUGUGUGAGAUAGAACAGAGCAUGGAGCAGGAGGAGCAGGAGCAGGAGAGGGAGCAGUUGCGUCUCCAGCUGUGGGAGGCCUACUGCGAGGUCCGCUCACUCUGCUCCCAUCUCCGGGGAAACGACAUCACCGACUCGGCGCUGUCCACCGAUUCUUCCAUGGACGAUUACUCGGAGACGUCCUCUGCCAAGGAUGUGCCUACUGGCAGCCUCCACACCGGCCUUCUGGAGCUGCGGAGGCUGACACAGAACCUGCUGGAUGGCAACGAGUCCACGGGCUCGCGGCGCAGCGAUGAGGAGGCUCUGGAGGAGCAGGUGAGGAAGCUGGGAGAAGAGCUGAGGGAGGUCAGAGAGCUGCACGAGGCGGAGCAGGACAAAACACGCAGCAGCCAAGGGGAGCUGCUGCAGCUGCACAAUCAGAUGGCGCUUCUCUCUGUAGAGAUGUGCUCUCUCAGUGAGGACAACCAGCGGAUGAGGGUGAUGGCUGAAAUACGAGAACCCAGCGAGCAGCUCCAGAGUGCUAUCAGAGACAGAGACGACGCCAUAGCCAAAAAGAAAGCGGUGGAGAUGGAGCUGGCCAAAUGUAAAAUAGACAUCAUGUCUCUGAAUAGCCAACUCCUGGACGCCAUCCAGCAGAAGCUCAACCUGUCGCAGCAGCUGGAGGCCUGGCAGGAUGAUAUGCACAGAGUGAUUGACCAGCAGCUGAUGGACAAGCACCAGGACGAGUGGCGCUCGGCCCCAUCCUCCCUGCCUCGGGCCCACGGCGGUCAGUCCUCCAGACGGGCUAACCGCAUUUCAGACGAGGACAAGAGACUUUUCUCUUUUUUCAAAAAGAACUGAGAACCUGUUGGACUGUCCCUGGGCGCAGCAGAAAGACAGAGAGGGACGACGGCGAGGGAAGAGGAGGGAGAGACAUCAUAGAGCAGGGGUAACGACACAGCCAAAGACGGGCCGUGGCACACGUUGAGGUUUGGGAGGGGGGUCAUUUUGCACUUUAUCUGUCCCAUUACUCUUCUCCUGACUGAUUAACUGGCGACUGCUGACAGUGAGAGAUGGAAAUAUGAGAUCAGGACUUCCCCAGAGGCUUUGGCUUAAGCCCCUCUCGUAGAAAGAAAUCAGUCCCAACAGGACGUGAACAGGGUCACAAAGUUUACCUCCAAACAGGAAGGUUUCCUUGUAGUGCCUAUGACCAUCUCUACUAGCCCACUGCCAACUCUGUAGAGAGGGGAACACAUGUACUCACUCUCAUCGUAUGCAUCCCAGUAAUCAGGCCAAGGUGUCUGGGGGAAGACGGGUGGAUUCCUGGGACAGUGUGGGUUUAUGGGAAAAGAUGGGGACGACGAUCAGAGCGGUGAAGCUGCAGCCAAUCAACCCAAUCGCUCAGGUUUAUUCAUUUGUCCAGGGAAUGAUCAGAACAUGAAGCAACAGCUUUACAUAUCAGGACCAUCGCAUAGUGUAUAUUUGAUAAGACAUAAAUGACAUUAUUUUCUUCAAAGACAGCCAUGCACAGAGUUUUACCAUGUUUCAAUGUCCCAGACCCAAACUUUAAAGAUAAAGAAAGACUUUAAAGGGACACUACAGAAAUGUACUUCUACAAAGAGAUAUUUAAACUGCACUAAACAAUAUUUUUAUAUCAGCAAGAGAUCAAAUAGCUAUGUAUAAUGUAAAUGUGAAAGGGGCCACCGAAUUUUUUUUAUCCAUACAUCAUCUUUACCCCUUAACCUUUGUGGGCAGUGGGGAGACUGGAGCCAGUCACUGGUGAACUGGGGCGAGAGGUGGGGGUACAUCCUGGACAGGCCCUCAGUGUAAUGCAGAGCUGACUCAGGGCUAUUUAUUUAAUUUGUUUACAGCUACAUGUUUUCACCACUCUCUUUAACCCAGGUUUCAUUAGGCAGCUCCAAUUAACCCACUGUAUGUUCGAUUCCCAGCUCUAAACAGAAGUGAGCGACCCGCUGGUGAACAGAGUGAAGUGUUUGAUGGAGCUCCAAAACUAAACUAGAGGGAGAGUUAGUAUUGAUUUUAAAACUUGUUGGGCGGCUCAGAAACACGACUCCAACUUAUUGCUUCCGCCGCCUGCUGAGAUGUGUGAACAACUGUUUGUUUAACAACUUUAAAAGUUGAAAUUUGUCUAUGCUGUGUUUACGGCUAGUUCAAUUAGACAAUAAAAAAAUCACUGCAGCUUUUAAAUCAGCACCAGAGGCUGAGAUAUCCUCUAUAUUAGUCCUCAAUAUCAGGUUCUAUGGGAAACAUCAGAUCCUACAUAUCCCAUAAUGCAACCAAUAAUGCACCUCAUGUUACGAAAACCCAAUUUUGUCAUCAAAAGCCUAUCACCAUUGUCAAGUUUCAUGUAUAAUUCAAGUAAAACACAAUCUAGUGUGAGCAGGGAAACAGGAUCCUUGAACUAAGUGAAUGUACGAAAACCAGCACUUUUAUUUGAAUCCGUCGCACACGAGGCCUUCAUGUUCAUCUCUGACAUCUGAAUAAACCUGCGGGGGGGGCUCAGCUGGUACGUUCUUCUACAGUUCACAUCGGAUCGAAUUCACAUUUAAACAUUAAUGCUUUUUCAAAGAAAAGUCUGGCAUUGUCCUCAUGAUGUCAAUCAUCUUCCUAGUUGACCAAAUUUUUUAAAAUGUUUACACAUCAGCUUGAGAUGGAGGCAGAACUACAGCUCAUGAAUUCUCAAUCAAGUCGAUCAAUCGGGCUCAACAAUAACCUGUCGAACUUCAUGUCAGUGAACAGAAACUUCCUCUGCAUUGCUCAACGUCUGAGCUGCGUUGGUCCACCUCAGAUAGAGAAGCUCUACCUCCAUUCUCAUUGCUUCAAUACUUCAUGAGCACUUUGGUUUCUUAGCUGCCGGGCUUCCGUUUUACGUGACAUAUCUGUUCCUCCAUUGGUUAAACAUCUAUGUUUUGACCUGAGAUCUCUAUCGAGCGUGAGCGACUCACAGCGUGGCACAGUGUCUGUCUGCGUCUGGACUCGUGUCUGAUGCAGCUGUGCAAACCUAUGCAGAUGUCUUCUCUUCAUUUCAGCUGGUUGUUGGAAGGAUCAACCCAAAGAAUGAUUUUUUUUAUAAUAAGUCGAAUAGGUUUGGAUGAAAUCGAUAUAUUUAUAAAAAAAAUGCGUACAUUUUGAAUGAAAUUCUUUUUUUAGAGAGAAAUAUACCUGUACAUUGUUGUUUGUAAAGGCUCCUUAUUCAUGUGUGUUCCAACAGUGAGCAGGGGUUCCACUGGUGAUCACUCAUACAUGUGUUUAUGUGUGUGUGUGUGUGUGUGUGUGUGUGUGUGUGGCAUGCAGCUGAAGUGGUGGGAGAUAUUCAUGAGUCCUUAUGUGAGAAGACUCAUCAGUGUCGUUUUUUUUAAUUCCAACAGAACCUAGGAAUCCAGAUCCACAUGACAGCCUCUGGUGCCACUUUUAAAUAAGCCAACUCUAUAAACAGUUUUUAAGUUGUAAAUAAUGGUUUUAUUAAUAGUUUAUACAUAUGGAUUAAUGAGAAAAAUCUGAUGGAUUGGAAAAAUGAGUUAUUCAGAAAGUAAAUUAACUAAACGUCAGGUUAAGGAAUUUGGCUGCAGCCUUGUAUUCAACAUACAGACAUGAGAGUUUCUAUGUCAGAAAGUAAACACACUCCCCAAAAUAUCUAACCAUUCCUUUAUUAGUAAAUGUGAAUAAAUCAUAGACAAUGGCAAAAAAAGUCAUUGUAAACGCUAAUAUUUUAUUAACUAAGGGUUAUUAAAAUAGGCUAGAUUAGCAAUUUGGCAUCUGUAAAAGAAAUUGUCUAAGGCUUUGCUGUCAUUUAACAACAGGUCAAAAUUAGGUCAAAUAUUUCACUGGAUGAGUCUUGCUGAUGAAUUAAAAAGCUAAAAAGUCAAACUGGGUAUCCAGAGGAAGUUAAACUGAAACCCUGAAGAUAUUUCAGAACUUAAAAAGACAAAUUUUCUUCAUAUUAUUAUCCAACCAUCCAUCAUCUAUACCACUUAUCCUCUUAAGGCUGUGGGGGGAGCACAACAACAUAACAAGAUUCUAAAAUACCUAAAAAAUAUCAUAAACUUCUUUUUAGCUCUAAUUACAGAAGGACUAAGGAUUAGUGAAGGAUUUAUUAAACAUUAAUAAAACCAUUAACUCUGUAGGAAGUCUGCCUUAUUAGAACGUUUUUUCACUGCUCCUGUCUGAAUGGAUGUGAUCAGAAAUUUGAAAGAAAGAUAGAAACAUGAUUUUUCCCUCAUAGGUCGGAACAUGUUUCUGAAAAGUGUGAAAAUGGGUCGAAUAAGAAAGUGUGUGUGUGUUUGUAGUUUGAGACUUCUGAUAGUUCCUCUUCCCCAGAGAAAGAGCCGCCUCUUCCUCCUGCAAGCUCGGAUCAAACACCAGCCGCUGCUGCCACCACCACCACACUGUAAUUAGUCUCUUUUCAUUUCACGUUUUUUGUUAGAAAAACAACACACUGUAAACAUGUUUGGUUUUUGUCCACAUUACGUCCUAACUGCUGUUUCUGUUCCUUGUUUGUUUGAGACUGUUGCUGGGACACUGUAGACCGUACCAACAGCAUUUUAAAACGUCUGCUACAACAUCGUGAUGCUGCCACUGAGGGUGGAGUGUGUGUGUGUGUGUGUGUCGCAGCAUAGACACACAAAAUCAAUGACACACACUGAGUGUGUACACUUUCUGUUGCUUGUCUCCACUCAGUCGGAUGUUAUUUUGGAAUGUUAGUGCUUCGGCUGGGCUCAUUGUGCUCUGUGUGAGCGCUUUCAUUCACCUCUGACUAACGGCACUGUUUCAGUUACAGAAUGCUUCAAACUAUUCAAAAUAUUUACCAUGCAAUUUUCUGAGCAUUUUUUUCUACAAAUAAACACUUUACAAUCUA
This is a messenger RNA of Hippoglossus stenolepis (Pacific halibut), 6300 nucleotides long. RefSeq names its product BICD family like cargo adaptor 1 (gene bicdl1). Gene Ontology annotation, biological process: vesicle transport along microtubule; Golgi to secretory granule transport. The record is from RefSeq and is a predicted model, not a curated record. The coding region runs from base 441 to 2285 and encodes 614 amino acids. The transcript has 11 exons. NCBI's taxonomy places the organism in Eukaryota, Metazoa, Chordata, Actinopteri, Pleuronectiformes, Pleuronectidae.